GGAUGCUGACGCUAGAUUUGAAUGAAACAGAUGAAUUUUUGCAAGCUAGGCCAGAUUCUUUCAUUUGGGAAACUGAUGAUCAUGGAAACAGCAGGCUUCAAAUUGAGUUUCAAACAGCUGGGACUUGGACUGGGUGCGUUCUUUUUGCUGUUUUCCCUUCAGCUUCAUCUUGCACUUGCUCAAAAUUCCAUGGUUGCAGACCUCAAUCAAGAAAAAUAUAUUGGUACUAGAGAACCGAUAGUACCAAAGAAAUUGUCACUCUUAGUUAAACUAGGAGGCAAACAUGAGAUCGAAGCCGUAGGAAGGCGUGGUGGCGGUGGUGGCGCCCGUGGCGCAGGAGGAGAACAUAGCAACACAGGCGCUGCUGCUGGGGAUAAUGGUAGUGGAGGGACAAAGUCACCCGAUGGGCAGGCUGGAGCUGUAAUACCUGUUUAUGCUGCCGGGGCCAUGAACCAUAACCGUUAUCAUCACCAUGGCUCUAAUAGUGGCACCACUAACUGCACUGCCUCCGGUUGCUUCGCUUUAAUCCUCUUCGCCUCUUUCUUCUUCGUUUAUUCUACAUAGCAUCUAAUCUUUUUUUUUCCUGUUUUAGCACGACUUUUGGUGGAUACUUUUUUCAUGAAGCUUAAAAUAUGUAAAGCUUUUUAUUUGGUGUGUAGAAUGUGAAAUUUAUAAUGUUUAUAUUGCAUUUUAUGUAAAAGAAAACAAGAAAGAUUGUAAUAAUAUAUUUUCAA
This is a messenger RNA of Durio zibethinus, 734 nucleotides long. RefSeq lists its product as uncharacterized. NCBI's taxonomy places the organism in Eukaryota, Viridiplantae, Streptophyta, Magnoliopsida, Malvales, Malvaceae. The record is from RefSeq and is a predicted model, not a curated record.